AUGACAGAGCCCAAGAAAGGAACGAAACAAGCGACACUUAAUGCUUUUUUCUCACCAACCAAAUGUGAGCAAGAAUCAGAUGACAAGACGAUGGAAUCAGACGCAAAAUCGGUCAAGAGGCGACGAGUUAAUUCGGAGGUUAAUUCCAGGGAUAAAACGGAGCCUAAAAAAUCGAUCCCAACUCAAACCAAUACAAAACCCAAGUCCAAAAAACUCAAGGCCAAGGCAUCUGAUUCAAUAAAAAAGAAGCAGCCGAAGCCCGUACGUUUCAUCUCUCCUCAUGCUGUAGCUGGAGAUGAUGAAGAAGAUGAAGAACUUGAUGAUGAGGACGUGUUCAAGACACCAGAAGCUAAAAGAGCUCGAGCUGAACUUGAGACGGGCGGAGACUUUGUUCCUGCUGGAGCUCUGAUCUCAGAUGAUGCUCUUGUUUUGGAGAAUGAGAUUGUCGAUAUUAGUGAUGAUAAUUCUGCGACAAGAAUGAAAAAAAUGGACUCAAAUGUAGAAGAAGAUGCAACUGAUGUUGUGGAUCUAACUACAGUAAAGCCAAAAAAUGAUAUAGUGACACAAGCAACAAAAGAGACUGAUGACAAGAAGAAGUUACGGAGAAAAGUGGUAUCACCAGUGACGAAGAAUAGUAAAGGGACAAAUAAGAUGACGACGAGUCGGCAGCAAAAGAUGAAAGGAAAUGCUGCAGCGGCAGCUGCUGCCGUGGUAGCUAAACCUGUCCCUGUGGAGCCACUUCUAGAUCCAGUUGCUCAGGCCCGUGUUGAUACAUACAAGAUAAAGACUGACGAGCUGACAAGAAUGUAUUCAGAUCUUUUACUUUCGAAUAAGAAAAGCGACGUGAUCAUGCAAGAUAUAUAUGGGGCUAGACUAGAUUGCGAUUUGAAUGUCACGGUUGAUCUGGAAAAAGCACAACAAGCGUUGAAUGAAACGUGGCAGAAGCUUCGGGAUCAAGCGCUUUCUACCAUGAACGCUGGUAAUACAGUUGCAAUGCCCGCUAUUGUCGAAUUUCCUCGCGAAAUAAAGUGUUUGAUCGUAAAAGGUAUUCAGGGGCGGUCUGCGAGUCUAUCAGUGGUGUGUGAAGAGCUACUAGCUGCAUUCAAGAAAGGUUUGAAAGCAGAUGAUGGUGAUAUGAAGGCAACAGAGGAAAAGAGCGGAUUCGACAUAGAUACAGUAAACCGUGGGGCACUGCUGACGAUGGAAAUGGAGAUUAAGAUGCUUGCACAACGUAUCCCACACGGUGUUCGUCCUGCCAAGGCCAAUGUGUUUGAAGACACCAGCGUCGCUGCAUUAUGGGUGUGGGAGGUAGGCAGCUUGGAAAAGUAUUUUGGGGAUGAAGCACAGAAAAUCGUAAAGCGCAUGCGCAAACAUCGCAAGCGUCUUGGGCAGCAAUUGAAAACAUUGGCCAGGGUGGUCCAACUCUUGCAUCAGAAGCCUGUAGAUGAGGCAAAAGUGAGUGCUGAAGAGGCAAAAGUUGGGAAAUUCGGGCUAGUAGUGGCUGCUGAAUUACAAAAGGCGAAAGAUCGAGAGGCGAAGGAACUAGAAAAGCGUGAUGCAACCGAAGAGAAAAAGCGGCUUGAUCUAGAGCGUCAGGAGGCAAAGAGUGAAGAGAAACGAAAGCGUGAUCGCGAAGUGGAGGAGAAGAAACUCGAGUCGUUUAAGGUGCAAAAGAAAUUUAAGGCUUUCUUUGCGGCAAAUGGCGCUGGAACCAGUGACUCUAUUAUGGAUAUGACAGGCGACAGUGAUGCAGAGAAGACUGCUGACUUUGUGGAAAAGAAGAGUACAAAGAUUGCUCGCAUGGACGCAACCAUUAAUUUCUUGGGUUCCACCGGGGUUGCAUUAACCACAGGAUCUGUUGCUUCCCCACAGCAGUCAGUUUUCUUGUCGCUGAAACACAAACGAAAUGGGACAAAUGCUGGCCUGAAUUGUGCUCUUGGCUGGAGCGGUCGGCGCCACCGUUACCCAAAGUGGGGCGUAAUGAAGUUACUGCAGUUUCACGAGAACAACCGACCAGCGUAUUAUGGCACUUUCAGCACUCGCAGCCGGCUUUUCCGUGGCGGCCGCCGGCCGUUCACACGAUAUUCAAAGUUUGAUUACGCAAUAGACAGUGAUGAUGAGUGGGAAGAAGAAGAACCUGGUGAGAGUCUGUCAGACGAUGAAAAUGACGCUGACGAGUCUGACGAGGAUAAUUUGGACUACGACGAUCAGUGGUUAGCUUAUGAGGACGAAGUGGAUUACAUGGAUGACGCUGGAAAAGAAGUCGACCUGGUGGAGCGCGGUGAAGGAUCGUUAUCGCCGACGAAGCACAAAUUACCGUCGCAGCUCCAGAAGAAGCGGGUAAAGACCAAAGCCGUCAAACCAGCGAAGCUGGAGCCUCAGAUCAUUGGCCCGUUUUGGUUUUUCGACACGGAAAGCGACAACAGUACGGAGAACCAUUUACCUGGCCCUGUUGGUGAAUUGUUGAUCGAGCCGGUAUUCGAGUCUAAUUUGAUGCGAAAAGCUCGUGAAUACGAAGAAGAUCAGAAGCGGGUUCAAGUCGCGCGUCUUGAACAACAGCAAAGAAAGGAGCUGCAAGAGCAGGAAAAAUUAAAGGCUCAAGAGAAGAAGACACAGGAUGUUGAGAAGGCCGCAGCUAAUGGUGCAGCGGAGAAGGAAACAACUACAACAGAGACGAAGAAGCUUACGAAAGCUGCACCACUGAAGGCCACGACGCAGGUCACAGUUCAGAAGACUAAAGCACCGAGGAGGUCGGCAUCUGCCAAAUCAACACUUGCAGCUGUAUCCUCCUUAACAUCUCCAGUAAAAGUGCCGAAUCAAAUCGAUUCGUGGUUCAAGAAAGUCUCUGGUCCCGUAUCAACAGCAGCUGAGCCACAACAAUUGCAAUCUCAGCCUGAAGACGAGCAAAAACUAAAGGAUCACACCACCGUCGAAGUCAUUUCAGUCGAUUAG
This is a messenger RNA of Peronospora farinosa, 2952 nucleotides long. Lineage: Eukaryota; Oomycota; Peronosporomycetes; Peronosporales; Peronosporaceae. The record is from the annotation of a GenBank genome assembly.